This is a messenger RNA of Lampris incognitus (smalleye Pacific opah), 1392 nucleotides long. Its product is annotated as rho GTPase-activating protein 22-like. NCBI's taxonomy places the organism in Eukaryota, Metazoa, Chordata, Actinopteri, Lampriformes, Lampridae. The transcript is spliced from 2 exons. Bases 1 to 1275 code for a protein of 424 amino acids. The record is from RefSeq and is a predicted model, not a curated record.
AUGGAGCUGCAUUGCCUGCCUGCUGAGACCCCCACUACAUCUAGCUCCAGAUCUACGGACCCCCUGUAUGACAACUGCCCAGCCCAUGCCCAGAGAGGGAGGGAGAGGCACAGUGAGCUGCAAAGGGAGUGGGGCAGUGGGAUGGAUAGGGAUAGGGAGCAUAGGGCUCUGUUCUCAGCCGUAACUAGACUCCCAGCUCCCCGCAGCCCCCUGUCUGGCCUGGCCCCAGCUGUGACUGACGUUCCCACACUCGGUCGCGGGAGAGGGCCUGGCACUUGGCCAGAUCACAGCUACUGCAGCUGGGGAGGAGGCCUGGUGAAGAAGGGCUGGGAAGCAGAGCUGGGCCCGGGUAUAAACAGAGCAGGAGGAGGAGUAGAGAGAGGAAGAGGAAGGGAAGAAGGUAUACAAGACACAGAGAAGGAAAGGGUCCAUGAAAACUGGAGCCCCACUCGAUCACAGAGCGAGCAACACGAGAGCGCUCUGUCUGUUUAUGACAACAUCCAGCACGCCAUCACCUCGGACAAUCUCCUGGAGGCGGUUGCCAUGGAAACAGGCUUCCAGGAGCCUUCGCAGCAGGAGGUGUGCCAAGUGCUAGCCACUGAGCAGAUCCAGGGGCUGAUGAAGGGUGGAGGAGUGAGCGGGGAGAGUAGCUCCUGGUCCUCCUGUGAGAUCAUCCUGGCUGAAAGCAGAGCCAGUAACAGAGUGGAGCAGGACUGGGAUGUAGAUCAAGACCACCCCGAAUGGGAGUCAGAGCUGGACUCAGGACCCCGUCCAUUUGAUCAGGAGCUCCAGCUCCCAACAUCCUAUGUCCAACCGCAUCCUGUAGCUAGUCUUCCUUUCUCUAGUGAAACAGGACUCCUGGCCCAGCGGACCUCAGCGGCAGACCAGCAUCCAGGAGAGAUACACCAGGAAGGCUCCAGGAUGCCUCCUCCUCUCCCCACAGCUGACCCAUCAGCCAGCGCCCUGCGAAGCAUCCUCACCGGCCUCCAGCAGCAGAUAGUACAACAGAGGGAGGAGUAUGAGGCACAUAUAAUUAGGCUGGAGCAGAGGAAUGAGGAGCUGCAGGGGGAGGUAAUGGGGCUGAGGGCCAACCUCGCACAGCAGCGGCGCUGGUACCAGGUGGUCCAGGCCAAGAUUCAGGAGUCUGAACAGGCUCGAGCUGCCGCCGAACUCCGCAACACAGCACUGCAGAGAGAGAUGGAGCAGUUUUUCGACACGUUUGGAGAGCUUAACAAUGAGGCCAAGAAAACUGAGCGCAUAGUCCGCAGCUUCUAAGAGACAGAGAGAGAGAAAGAGAGAGAGAGAGAGAGAGAGAGAGAGAGUGUACUAUCUACAGCCAUUGAUGCUUUUAUCAGAUAAAUAUCAGCAAAUAUCAGAUGAAUAUAUGAACCA